GCACACCGGAGCCGCACCGGAAGCCUGUGCGGGGUCCACCGAGCCGUGGGGGCCGUAGCACAUCCGGCCGUGCACACGACCUAGCACGCACCAAAACCAGCUCCCCCGUCGCCCGUCCCGUUCCCAACCGAACUCCUCGUCCUCACGCCCUGUCUGCUCUCCCCACCCCAUCGCCACCCAGCAACUCCUCCGCCUCCGGCGACCCCUCCUCCAGCACCUCCUUCCCUCGUGGCCGCUGCCUGCAUCCGGCGUCCCUCACGGCGACGACGCACGACCGUUCCGCUCCCCGGUGAAACAGAGUAGCGGAGAGGCGGAGACAUGAGUGGGGGAGUAGAGCCGGAGACCCCGCCGGGUAGCAGCGGCGGCGGCAGUACGCCGGUGGGCGGCAAGCCGCCGCGGCACCACCUGACGUCCAUCCGCCACUGCGCCAGCAGCGCUCGCAUCGCCACGGCCUCCGCUGAAUUUGACCUGGAUUCAGGGACACUGAGCUUGAUCUCACCCACGGACAUCCGGCCAGGUUUCCUGCCUGUGUUUCGGUCAGGGAGCUGCACGGAUAUCGGGCCCAAAUCGUACAUGGAGGACGAACAUGUCUGUGUCGACAACCUCAUCGAGCACCUCGGAGUGCGUGCCCCAGGCAUCCCUGCACCGGGUGCCUUCUAUGGGGUUUUUGAUGGCCAUGGUGGUACAGAUGCUGCCUGUUUUGUCCGGAAGAAUAUACUGAAGUUCAUAACUGAAGAUUGCCACUUUCCCAGCAGCAUGGAGAAGGCAAUCAAAAGUGCGUUCGUAAAGGCCGAUCAUGCAAUUGCGGAUUCCCAUUCUCUUGACCGUAAUUCUGGGACCACGGCGUUGACAGUCCUUAUAUUUGGCAGGACAUUGCUUGUUGCGAAUGCCGGUGACUGUCGAGCGGUAUUAGGAAAGAGAGGCCGAGCUGUUGAACUCUCUAGAGACCACAAACCCAGCUGCACGGUUGAAAGGCUCAGAAUUGAAAACCUUGGUGGUACUGUCUUCGAUGGCUAUCUCAAUGGACUCAAUGGGCAGCUGUCUGUAGCAAGGGCAAUUGGUGACUGGCACAUGAAAGGUUCCAAAGGCUCUAUAUGCCCUCUUACCCCAGAACCUGAAUUUCAGGACGUUAGACUUACAGAGGAAGAUGAGUUCUUGAUAUUAGGCUGUGAUGGCCUUUGGGAUGUGAUGAGCAGCCAGUGUGCCGUGUCAAUGGUAAGGAAAAAGCUGAUGGAACACAAUGAUCCGCAAAGAUGCUCGCGCGAGCUUGUCCAAGAAGCGCUCAGACGGGACUGUUGUGAUAACCUGACUGCAGUUGUCAUAUGCUUCUCAGCAGAUCCACCCCCUCAGAUCGAGGUGCCAAGGUUCUGGGUACGAAGAAGCAUUUCAAUGGAGGGUUUGCAUAUGCUAAAGGCAGCUCUCGAUAGAAAUGUCUGAGCUCUCAAAAGUAUCCACCCCCCCCCCCCGGGGUAACUUUUGUUGUAUGAUGAAUCUUCUCUUCUUUGUUUUCGGUCUGUUAAAGUUUUGCUCCGCUCAUUGAGGUUUGAGCUAUAGGUCUCGGAAUAAGUUUUUGUAGAAUUAUUUUGAAAUUUUGUCGAAGUGUAGGCUAAUCGUUUUGUUGAGGCGAUGAUUUAUUUGUACCGGCUGCCAUUUGAUUGUUGAUUGCUCACAAUGUGAUCGAGCAACCAACCAACAUUCUUGUUCAGGUACAAAUGAGAGUUAUAACAGCUGAUCAGUUUUGCUCUGC
Molecule: messenger RNA, 1747 nt
Organism: Phragmites australis (common reed)
Lineage: Eukaryota; Viridiplantae; Streptophyta; Magnoliopsida; Poales; Poaceae
Product: probable protein phosphatase 2C 47
Exons: 5
Coding region: 319-1437 (372 amino acids)
Biological process (GO): protein dephosphorylation
Molecular function (GO): cation binding; protein serine/threonine phosphatase activity
Source: RefSeq, a predicted model, not a curated record